AUGUCGCCGGUCGGUGAUCGGUUUAUCGAAGGCGGGAGAGGAAGUCCGGCGAAAGUGGUAACGGUGUUGGUCGCUGAGUUGGCUGAGGAUGAUGGGUUGUUGGGGGGACAUCUCGUUGGGAGACAUUGGUCGCCCGAAAUCCGAUCAGUUUUGCCGGCGUCAAAUCUCGUCGGAGCUCUGGUUACGUUGUUUCCUACGGUUUAUUUUGCUGGAAAUUCUAGUUUUUGUAAUCACAGAUAUAUAGUGUUCAAGAUUGAUGGUCAGCAAGUUGUUGUUGAGAAGGUUGGCAGAAAUCAAGAGACACAUGAAGAUCUUGCUAACAGCUUGCCUCCCAAUGAAUGCCGCUAUGCUGUUUUUAACUAUGAUUUCACUACUAAUGAAAAUUUCCAAAAGAGCAAGAUCUUCUUCAUUGCUUGGUCACCAGAUACAGCAAGGGUAAGAAGUAAAAUGUUGUAUGCAAGCUCCAAAGACAGAUUCAGGAGGGAAUUCGAUGGUGUGCAGGUUGAAUUGCAGGCUACUGAUCCGAGUGAAAUGAGAUUAGAUACCUUUACUGGCAAAGCUCUCUGA
This is a messenger RNA of Capsicum annuum, 567 nucleotides long. Its product is annotated as actin-depolymerizing factor-like. The transcript has 4 exons. Lineage: Eukaryota; Viridiplantae; Streptophyta; Magnoliopsida; Solanales; Solanaceae. Gene Ontology annotation, cellular component: actin cytoskeleton; cytoplasm. Bases 1 to 567 code for a protein of 188 amino acids. Gene Ontology annotation, molecular function: actin filament binding. Gene Ontology annotation, biological process: actin filament depolymerization. The record is from RefSeq and is a predicted model, not a curated record.